Maylandia zebra (zebra mbuna) is the source of this 1097-nucleotide messenger RNA. RefSeq lists its product as uncharacterized. The record is from RefSeq and is a predicted model, not a curated record. NCBI's taxonomy places the organism in Eukaryota, Metazoa, Chordata, Actinopteri, Cichliformes, Cichlidae.
UUUGUGGGUAGCUGUUACUUCCUUCAUGCUCGUCUCUAAAAACAGCUGCGUGACAAAGACAGAAGCAGACGGACGAGACUUUUACUUCGCCCAAGAUGUCCACAGGAAACCAACAUGUGAGAUACAGCAGAGGAGUCCGAGCGGACGGUGGAGAGAAAAACAAAGCGGAGAUCGGAGAGCUUGAAGCCCACGCCACCAGGACUGGGUCACAGAAAACCAGUCGGCGUGCUCGAAAGAAACAUUCAGCGAAGAGAAGAGACGUUCGAGUCAUCGCUGCAGUUCUGGGAACGUUUCUUCUGCUCACGCUGACUUCGACAGGACUCCGCUAUAUCUCAGUGACCGUGCAGAGAGACGAGCUCAAAAUAAAAUUGGAUGAACUAAAUGAGGAAAUGACCAAGUUGAAGAGCCAAUGCUCAGAUGAUCGACCCGAACGAAACGCAACUGAGAGAGGCUCUUUCACAAACAUCACUGAAGUGAACAACACCUCAAACGCGACUGAGAAAGGGAACGGCUGUCCUCCAGGAUGGGUGAAGGUCGGCUGCAGCUGUUACUAUGAAUACAUCAUAGUGUCCGCUUUGCAGAAGAGCCAAGAAGACUGUGAGAAGAAGGGAGGAAAUCUGACCGUUGUGAACAGCAUCGAAAAACAGAGAAUACUGGAGGGCGAAACGCCUAAAGAUGGCCUGCUGUGUGGCUCGGCGAUUGCUCCGCCGUGACGGGAGGAGCUCAUGAGAGCGGUCACAUCAAGAACUCGCGUGUGUGUGUAAACCCGACAAUUACUGCAAAUAUGGAAAGAAGCUAUUUUUAUUUUCCAAUUUAAUCGACUGAUUGACCUCCCUGAUGUUUAUUUAUCUGUGCGUUUCUUUCAUAUUAUUAUCAUCAUUACUAUUGUAUUUAUUUAUUGUUUCUGCAGACAGCUCUUUCUGGAAAAAAUGAUUUGAUUGAACUCUGUUUAAAUUAGGGAUUUAAUAAUAAUAAUAAUAACUUUUGAAAAAAUAUCUAUAAAAGUGUUUUUGUAAAUUUAUGUAUACAGCUUUCUGCAUCCUAAUUCUUUUCAAUCUAUAAACUAUUGCUGAAGUUAUUAAACUGAUCAGAAAUGA